Messenger RNA from Meloidogyne enterolobii, 860 nucleotides. The record is from the annotation of a GenBank genome assembly. NCBI's taxonomy places the organism in Eukaryota, Metazoa, Nematoda, Chromadorea, Rhabditida, Meloidogynidae.
AUGGGUCCGAGAAUUAUUGUAUCAGAUAGUCAGGAAUCUGUUCAUUUCUUACGUUACAAAUCAAAUGAAAAUCAACUAAUCAUCUUUAGUGAUGAAACAACCCCUCGUUAUAUAACAUCAAUAUGUUUAUUAGAUUAUGAUACAGUUGCUUGUGCUGAUCGUUUUGGGAGUAUAGCUAUUCUUCGAUUACCAAAAAAUUUGGUUGAGGAAGUUCAGGAAGACCCUACAGGUGUUCGGGCACUUUGGGAUAGAGGGAAUAUGAAUGGAGCUUCUCAAAAAUUGGAAUUAAUUGCACAUUUUUAUAUUGGAGAUUUAGUAACUAAAUUACACAAAACAAGUAUUGUCCCUGGUUCUGAUGAUUCUUUAAUUUAUACAACAAUUUCUGGUUCAAUUGGAAUGCUUGUUCCGUUUAUUUCGAGAGAUGAAUUUGAAUUCUUUCAAACACUCGAAAUGCAUUUACGUGUUGAGAAUCCGCCUCUUUCUGGCCGGGAUCAUUUGGCUUAUCGAUCUUUUUAUGCUCCGUGUAAGUUUGUUGUUGAUGGCGAUUUAUGUGAGCAAUAUUCUACAUUGGAUACAGGAAAACAGAGAGAAAUCGCUUCUGCUCUAGGUUUACAGCCUGGGGUUGUUGUAAAGAAAUUAGAAGAUUUGAGAACGCGUUAUGCUUUUUAAAAGGAAUUUUUUUGGGAAAAAUUGUUAUUUAUUUUAUUUUUUUGCAAUUUUAAAUUGGCCCUCAUAUCCAUUUAUUUUUUUAUCAAUGAUCUGAAAAUUAAAAUUUGGAAUUUUUUUGAAAGAUUUUUUUGUUAUUUAAUUUGUUAUUUGACAUUUAUUUAUUUAUUUUUUGCAUAUCUUAUUCUUUUUUU